AUAACCUGGAAACUGUGAAGUCUGGUCAAUCUGACUUAUGUUUUCAGCAUACUUUGCUGUUCUGGAUUUCUAGUUGAACUUAUUGUGCCAAACUUUACAGGAUGCCUUUAUGUAUAAAUUACUCUAUUAACUCAGCUAUUGAAUACAUUUGUUCUUGCCGUCCUGUCACAUUGCAUGACUUGGUCUUUUGCUUGUCAUGGAAGCUUUUAGGAUUCAAAUUUCAACUGGCUUCCAUAGGAUCCCAUUCUCUGAAAAUCGACAUGGAGCACCAGGCAGAGAAGCCAGCUGCGGUUUUGACUGGAACAGCGAAGGCAGGGCGAGUUGGACCACCUCUUGGUACUGUUGACAUUGGCCAGAGUGAAAGUGCCUACAUUUUUCGGGUUGCUUUGCCUGGUGUGCAUCAGCAUGACAGUAAUCUGAGGUGUAAUGUUCAAGCUGAUGGUAGAGUCAAUAUUGAUGGGCUAGUGAGAGAUUCUUCACUUUUGAAUGAUAUGCGUAGCUAUGAAAUGAAAGUUGAGCGACUGUGUCCGCGCGGACCGUUCUCUGUGGCUUUUAAUUUGCCUGGACCUGUUGAUCCCAGGCUAUGCUCUUUGAACUUCAGGCCCGAUGGUAUCCUGGAGGUGGUUGUAAAAACCAAGAUGGGAUGAUUGCUUCCUUUCUCAAUCUUUUUUUGAAGCCCGAGUGCAAUGUUCUGAGAAUUUUUUUUCUAAACUUAUUUUCAAUGGUUGGUUGUGAAAUAGAGAUGUUGUAUUUGGCGUAGUACCUCAGUCAUCAUUAUGGAAUUCAAGGUUUUAGUCCUAAUUGAAUUCAUUUUUAUGUACUUUUUCCAAUA
Molecule: messenger RNA, 832 nt
Organism: Rhododendron vialii
Lineage: Eukaryota; Viridiplantae; Streptophyta; Magnoliopsida; Ericales; Ericaceae
Product: increased DNA methylation 3-like
Exons: 3
Coding region: 102-647 (181 amino acids)
Cellular component (GO): nucleus
Source: RefSeq, a predicted model, not a curated record